AUGAAUCGUGUAUCUCAAAUUGUCGUGAGUGUGUUAGAGUUAAGUCACCAGGAGAUUGAAAUAUCGGCAGCUCUUGGCUAUGUGGCCCACUUUCUGGACUGUGUCGCCAAGCUCUUAGACUACCAGUUCCGAUAUCCGCUUCAACCAGGCGCUUCAUUAUCUAGUAUCUACUUCCCUAAAGAGAACAAAAGCUUACCUUUAUAUGGCUCCAAGUGGCGAGCAGGCCGAGAAAGAUUCGAUCAAGCUGUGACACUAUUGGGAAAAAAUAUAUCUCAGUUAAUGGAAGAUAGUGGAUUUUCUUCUACUCGCUCCGAGCGUGUGCUUUUAUCAAUCCAUGAAUGUGGAACGUUGGCUGUACAUCGUCAUCGACCAACAUCGAAUCUUAGUAGUCCAGCCGCAUUGGUCACUUGUCAAGAAAAGCCAGUGAAUGAAGAGAUACUGCGAAGCAUCGGGCAACUUGAGAUGCAGCUUGACGGUCAUUGCAAAAUCGAUACAUUUUCAUUUUUGUGA
This is a messenger RNA of Angiostrongylus costaricensis, 510 nucleotides long. The record is from the annotation of a GenBank genome assembly. Lineage: Eukaryota; Metazoa; Nematoda; Chromadorea; Rhabditida; Metastrongylidae.